CAGCAGUGAACGUCUCCUUCCACUCCCGUCAUGCGUGGAUGUAAUAUUUUGUAACAAGGCAAUUUUAGAGUUUAAAGGCGGUGUCUGUCUCUAAACAGCGUCUGAAAAAGCUCGAGUUCAAAUGUAAUAUUAGUGAUGUUACAUCUUUCUGACACAAAUGGAGGAUCUAGAGUCUAGUCCAUCACCAGGACCCCUGACAGUUUCAGACAGAGGUAUGGCACAGCCUUCAGUACCCUCUGGUCAACUGUCUGAGUCAGCCAGACCCUCCAAGCACAGGGAGCACCCAUCUAAGUCACCAAGGAGACGUAGGAAGGGAACCAAGUCUCAACGGCAGGGAGGCGGUCAUGAACAGCUGCUGUGGGAGAUUGAACGACGGAGGUUGCCAGGCCAACAUGAGCACUUGGAGCCCUCUGGUUCAACAAGCGACACAGCAGAAAGCUCUCCUAAGAGGAGAGCACACUUUCUACAUGGACCGUACCCAGCUACUCACUUCGGACCCAAAGCCUGUAUUCUUCCCAACCCAACUUCAGUCAUGCACAUCCAGGACCCAGCCAGCCAGAGGCUCACCUGGAAUAAACCUCCUGUCAAUGUGCUUGUCAUCAGGAAGAUUAGAGAUGAAAGUCUUGUCGAGCCUUUUAAAGAGCUUUGCAGGUUUCUAGUGGAGGAGAAGCAGAUGAUGGUGUAUGUGGAGCGCAGGGUGGCAGACGAUGCUACACUGUCCAAGGACGAGACGUUCGGCUCCAUCCGCAACCAGCUGUGUACCUUCAGAGAGGGCUAUGAUGAUAUCUCUGACUGCAUAGACCUGAUCAUCUGUUUGGGUGGAGAUGGGACUCUGCUCUACGCCUCCUCUCUGUUCCAGGGCAGCGUCCCUCCUGUCAUGGCGUUUCACCUGGGCUCUCUGGGUUUCCUGACACCCUUCAAAUUUGAGUCCUACAAGACUGAAGUAGCCAAAGUGUUUGAAGGCAAUGCUGCAAUCACGCUGCGCAGUCGUCUGAAGGUGAAAGUGGUGAAGGACAUGCUUCAGAGAGCAGGCCAGCAGCAGCAACAGCAGGAACGUAAUGGACUCCUUCUUCAUGGUCACACCAACAGCGAUGCCGGGAAGGUCACCCUGCAGCUACAGGUGUUGAAUGAGGUAGUGGUGGAUAGAGGCCCCUCUUCCUACCUGUCUAAUGUGGACUUGUAUCUGGAUGGACGACUUAUCACCUCAGUGCAGGGAGAUGGUGUGAUAGUAUCAACACCCACAGGCAGUACCGCAUACGCAGCUGCAGCUGGAGCCUCCAUGAUCCACCCCAACGUCCCUGCCAUCAUGGUCACCCCCAUCUGCCCACACUCGCUCUCCUUUAGGCCCAUCGUCGUCCCUGCCGGGGUGGAGCUCAUGAUCACAUUAUCCCCUGAUGCCAGAAACACAGCCUGGGUGUCGUUUGAUGGCAGGAAGAGACAAGAGAUCCAACAUGGAGACUGUAUAAAGAUCACCACAUCCUGUUACCCGGUGCCCUCCAUCUGCUGUCAUGACUUGGUGUACGACUGGUUCGAGAGCCUCGCUCAGUGUUUGCACUGGAACGUACGCAAGAGGCAGGCACGUCUGGCUGAUGUCUCGGAUUCAUCAGAUACAGAAAACUGAAUCAUCGGGGACACUAAAUUUUAAAGACAUUUCUUUAAAGAUCUCUACAGCAGCCAGUUCACCCUGCAGUCUCUUCAAUGACAAUACUAACAAUGUGAAAGUCUGAGCAUGUGUGUCUGAGGCUUAGAUAGUUUAAAAUUAGCAUUUGGAUAGCAUGUAUGGUGAGUAUACAGUGCUUACGGUAUUUUAUACAUGCAAGUACACAUCACAUUACAUUCCAUUUCCUUCAAACACUCUGGGCUUGAUGCACUAAGAAUGGAUUGCAACCGUUAAUAACUGAAAUUGGGCAUCAUUUUCUCCCUGUAUCUUCUCCUUGUCAAGGUCUAAUUCACAAAACAUCCAGCACUAAAGAUUCCAGGCACAAACACUCCCACAAAGUUGUCCUGCUCCAUGUUUGCUCUUGUUUUGUGUCUGAAUGUGGAGAGAAGCUUUCUGUACCUUUGUUCUGCACAGAGCUGUGCUCUGGUGUUGAAAAGGGCACUAGCAUGCUCACAUUAAGAUCAGGAGCAAGGAGGGGAAACUUUUUAGGUGACUUUGUGGUCACUCUUGAGAAUGUUGAUAAAGGCCUCUCUGUUAAAAACAAGCUUUCACAUGUGGAUGAAGUGUUGAACCGCUGACAGCCCUUCACUCAUGUCAGCUGGUUAUUUUAAUGACAGUAAUAUUUCAAAACUUUGUUUGCAGAUACUUUAUUUUCAAGUCAUUCAAACUAAUGUUUUCGUGAUCACUGGAAAGUUUGUGCGUGUCAUUCCAUAAAUACUCUAGUACAGUGACCUAGUCUCUAGAGAUUUUUUCACAAGAACUGUUUGUAGCUGUUAGCCCCAGUUUUUGGGAACUAGACACUUUUUGCUGCAAGGACAGUUUGUAUGGAAGGGGCAAUUUUCCCUGCAGUGUUUGCUCUACAGCACAGUUAGGGUAACCCUUCAAAACUGAUGGAUUGGCCAGAUGACAUUUUUUUCAUCAUUGAGAUCCAUCUGAACCUGAAAUGUGUGUGCCAGGUUUUAAAGAAAUUACCAGACCAGUCAGCACUGUUUGAGGAGAAGGAGGUGGUAGCUGUGUGCAUAUUUUGGUUGUACUGCAAGUCGGUAAAAAAUGGCUGCUGCCAGUGAAGCAGUUAGCUUGGAUGCAGUGCCAAUUUUUUUAUCAGGACUAGGUAGCAUUUCUGUUUUAAUAGAAGAGCAAUGGAUCACACUAGAAGCUUUUUUUUUUUUUUUUUUAAAUUACAGAAACAAAGUUUUUGUUUCUCUCCCAACCAGUUUAGGUACUAGUUUUAUUCAUCAACUGGCUCCACCAUCUGUAAACAACACAUCACGUUAUGUAGUUAACUUAACAGAGCUGCACAUGCCCAUUACAUCAUUAUGUCUUCUUGCUCCGACUGUCCCAUAAUGAAGUGGCUGAAAAUUUAUCCAAGAAUUUGUUUUGAAAGCUUCUGUCCUUUCCAAACGGUUUGUAUGGGCAGUUGCUAAAACGCAUGUGAAAUAUAUCCCAUGCACUGGAUACAGUCUAUCCGUGUCUGGUCGCAUUUAGGGGAUCCGUUAACCCUUUACGUGUUUUUGGUGAAUUUGACUCUUUGAUUAAUUUGGACAGAUUUAGCGGGCACUUAGUCCGUGUGAGUCAGGCCCUUAGUCCUUGAUGUACUGCUAAGGGGAAAGAACCAAAGCAUGUUUUUAAACUAGAAAUAAAAAAAAACUGCUGUAGCUUAAAUUAUGUCAAUAGUCUGAAAAAGUUAUUUUUUUGGACUUGAAAGACUUCAUCAUUGGUGUAAUGAUGAGUGUUUACCAUUCAGGCUUUACAGAUGAUCAGUUUAGAUCAUGAAAAUGACUGUAAAUUUAAAAUAUGUACAUAUAGGAUGCUGAUAAAUGUAUUUUAUUGUCAUAUUUAUGUGAUAUUUAUAUAUUUACACCAUACAGGCUUUAAAAGGCUUAAAAUGUUUUUCUUUACUUGGUCAGCUAAAAACUACUGACAUGUGUGUGACUUUCUGUAAAAACACCCAGAGCUGUUCUAACUAAAGCUGUGCAGGAUUUUAUUGAUUUGUUUUGUUUUCUUAAAUUUUCUGCCCGAGUUAACAUGAACAGAAUUCGUCAUGUGAAACAAAACCAAAAACUUUCACAGUCAAGCUAGUUUUCAAUGCUCAUCAAUAAACUGCUCCAUUUUUCUUUA
This is a messenger RNA of Cheilinus undulatus (humphead wrasse), 3778 nucleotides long. RefSeq names its product NAD kinase b (gene nadkb). Gene Ontology annotation, biological process: NAD+ metabolic process; NADP+ biosynthetic process. Bases 158 to 1621 code for a protein of 487 amino acids. The record is from RefSeq and is a predicted model, not a curated record. The transcript has 12 exons. Gene Ontology annotation, molecular function: NAD+ kinase activity. Lineage: Eukaryota; Metazoa; Chordata; Actinopteri; Labriformes; Labridae.